Pseudomyrmex gracilis is the source of this 2375-nucleotide messenger RNA. Its product is annotated as short stature homeobox protein 2-like. Lineage: Eukaryota; Metazoa; Arthropoda; Insecta; Hymenoptera; Formicidae. The annotation marks the transcript as partial. The transcript is spliced from 4 exons. The record is from RefSeq and is a predicted model, not a curated record. Gene Ontology annotation, biological process: regulation of transcription by RNA polymerase II. Gene Ontology annotation, cellular component: nucleus. Gene Ontology annotation, molecular function: DNA-binding transcription factor activity, RNA polymerase II-specific; sequence-specific double-stranded DNA binding.
UUACCGCAUGCCCACGACGGCCUCUUUCUGCCUCUAGAUAAACAGAGCGGCCCUGGACAGUCACGAAAACGCGGAGUUGCGGGAGAUGAAGGCGCGCAGAAAUCUGUGACAACAACCGGGACGGUCGUCGAAACGAGCGGAAACGGCGAGGAACCGCCGUCGCCGGAAGGCCGGCUGCAACCGGAGGAUUUAUCUGUCACGGCCAAGAUCAAGGACAUCCGGGAUACCGUGGAGAGCCUACCGCCUCUGAAGACUCCCGAGCUGAAGUUAUCGGUUCGCAAAUUGCUCGGAUGUACUCCCUCGCCGCCGCCCAUAUCGAGAGAUCGAUCGAUCAGUCCAGAAAAUUAUGUCGAAUUGAAAAGCCAAAGCUCGAGCGACGGCAAAACAACCGUAUCCUCGAGCGAUCAGGCCAAGGUGCCCUCGCAGAUCUCAAGGUCAAGCGGCCUGGGUCAGGAAGAAUCCUCUAAAGGAUCCAAUUGCCGGAGCAACGGAAGUAGCAACGGCAAGCAGAGAAGGUCGCGGACGAACUUCACGAUCGAGCAAUUGACCGAACUCGAGAGACUCUUCGACGAGACGCACUAUCCCGAUGCGUUUAUGAGGGAAGAGUUGAGCCAGCGACUCGGCCUCAGCGAGGCGCGGGUACAGGUCUGGUUCCAGAAUCGACGCGCCAAGUGUCGCAAGCACGAGAGUCAGUUGCACAAAGGUGUCGCGGGAAGCAUGGUGCUGGCGCCACGCAGCCCGCCGACAACACUGGAGCCGUGUCGGGUAGCGCCUUAUCUGCCGGCUCUUAGGUUGCAUCCGCCACCUCUGCAAGGUACAGGCGUCAAUGUCACGGUGGGCUCGGCGUUUGACCCAGCGGUGUUGCAUUACGCGGCGGCCGGCGGUCUCUUCUGCCUGCCGCCGCCGCCACCGGCACCGUCGGCCGGUCAUCCUCAUCCGCUGAGUUUGGCAGCGUCGCUGGCCGCCGCGGCGGCUCGCUCGAAGAACAGCAGCAUCGCCGAUCUGAGACUGAAGGCGAGGCGACACCAGGAGGCCUUAGGCCUCGACAGGCCCGCGUAAGGGCCGCGAUUUAGCGCUUGGACGACGAAGUCGACGUGGACGAAAGGAAGAUCAGUACGGUGAGUACGGUCAGUGUCGAAGAGGACUUGGUGUUUCCGUCGGAUUUGUAAUUCGAAGCGACAUGAAGAUCGAAUUACGCGAAAUGGAUUGCAAUCUGUAAUCCCAGUGAGUUCAAUCUACGAAGUUGUAAGAAAUACGCGUGUAGCUUUUGCAAAGCAAAUCUAUCGAUGCUCGCCGUCACCGUCUCUUGUUAAGACUCUAUAGGCGAACGAAGAUACAAAUCUAUGCUUUGUCAAUCAAAAAUUGUAACCUGAAGAACUUGAGAAAUUUUUGUUUUCUUCUCAUUUAUUGAGGAUAUAAAGUAAACUCGCAAGAAUUGUUAUUAACUGUUUACGCGUACAAAUUCAUAAAAGUUCCAUUUGUUGUUUUCUACGUAACAUCGCUCGUAUGCAGAGUUUUACAAGAGUGUGACGCGUGUAAUAAGUAUCAUUUCGUCCGCGACGUGCCGAAACGUCUGAGAAGUACAAAGGACACUCAAAAUGUGUAUAAAAAGUAAAUAGAGGCGGAAAAACGUGUAACAUACAUAAUGUAUACAUACAAGAUUGGGAAUCUUUGCUUGUAUCUCGAUUUAGCGUGCUCCGUGUCAAAGAACUGUGAUGUAAAACCGAUAACUAGAGAAACGACAUUUUAAUGUAAGUUUAUCGCCACUGAUUCUUGAAACCGGCUCUCCUUCUUGCGUUAGCGGGCGUUUGUUCGGAGCCAAUGUUUUGUGUGUAUUUAUGUGUAUCAGUGUGUGUGCUCACAUCAUACACGCGCGCGUGUGUGUAGGGACACGCGUGUACACAAAUCUUAAAGAAUUUUUAAAAAUCUAUUAGGGGAAACUUUAGAACCUUUCGAAAAAUUAAUAAUUAAUUAUGUAAAGAUCUUACGUCGCUUGCAAGAGAUUUUAGUAACAUUUAUUUUGCAUAUUUUAGUCGUCAAGAUAAUCCAAAAAAAACUAUUAAAAUCUAUUAGGACCGCAUCAAACUGUACAAAGAAUCUUGCCUCGUUUUUAUGCGAUUGUUUUUUUUUUUUUGUAAAAAACAUCUAAUGACAAAGAAAUUAAGUAACGAUCCACCAAAAAGGACGAAGUUUCCUUUGCAAGAGGAAUCUUCCAUAAUUUCUGAAAGAAAAAAAACAAAAAAAAACGUAGUAGAUUUCGGUCUUGCGAUGAUCGUUGAGAUAUUAGUUCACGAGAGAAUGUGGGAAACUCCAAGACGCGUUAAGGAUCACUGACCACGAGAGCAAAUUAUAAAUCGCCGCGUCCUGGCAACGGC